Molecule: messenger RNA, 13573 nt
Organism: Serinus canaria (Common canary)
Lineage: Eukaryota; Metazoa; Chordata; Aves; Passeriformes; Fringillidae
Gene: CLSTN2
Product: calsyntenin 2
Exons: 17
Coding region: 28-2910 (960 amino acids)
Biological process (GO): positive regulation of synapse assembly; homophilic cell-cell adhesion; positive regulation of synaptic transmission
Cellular component (GO): cell surface; postsynaptic membrane
Molecular function (GO): kinesin binding; amyloid-beta binding; X11-like protein binding
Source: RefSeq, a predicted model, not a curated record
GGCCGGCGGCCGCCACCAGGGCCGGGGAUGCGGAGGCGCCGCUGCUGCUGCUGGGGCCCGGCGGCGCUGCUGCUGCUCCCGCUGGGGCUGGGCAGCCUGCUCGCCGCCAAAGUGAAUAAACACAAACCCUGGAUUGAGACGUCGUACCAUGGAAUCAUAACUGAAAACAACGACACUGUGAUUUUGGACCCCCCCCUAGUUGCUUUGGAUAAAGAUGCACCUGUUCCCUUUGCAGGUGAAAUUUGUGCUUUUAAAAUCCAUGGGCAAGAGAUACCCUUCGAGGCCGUUGUGCUGAACAAGACAUCUGGAGAAGGUCUGCUUCGAGCAAAGAGUCCCAUUGACUGUGAGCUGCAGAAGGAAUACACAUUUAUCAUCCAGGCCUAUGACUGUGGAUCAGGACCAAGUGGAACAAACUGGAAGAAAUCUCACAAGGCAGUAGUCCAUAUCCAGGUAAAGGAUGUCAAUGAGUUCUCCCCAGCAUUCAAGGAGAGCAUAUACAAGGCCUCAGUGACAGAGGGGAAGAUCUAUGACAGCAUCCUGCAGGUGGAAGCCACAGACGAGGACUGCUCCCCCCAGUACAGCCAGAUCUGCAACUAUGAGAUUGUCACCACGGAUGUUCCCUUUGCCAUCGACAGGAAUGGUAACAUCAGGAACACCGAGAAACUGAGCUAUGAUAAACAGCACCAGUAUGAGAUAAUGGUCACAGCUUUUGACUGUGGGCAAAAGCAUGCAACAGAAGAUGUCUUGGUACAAGUUAAUGUCAAACCCGUGUGCAAACCAGGCUGGGAAGACUGGAAUGAACGGAUUGAAUACAGGCCUGGCUCUGGCAGCAUUCCCUUGUUUCCCAGCAUCCACCUGGAAACAUGUGAUGGACCAGUGUCCUCAAUCCACACCACCAUUGAACUGCAGACCAAUUACAUCGGGAAGGGCUGUGAUCGUGAAACCUACUCUGAAAAAUCUCUGCAGAAGUUAUGUGGAGCUUCCUCAGGUGCCAUUGACCUGUUACCAUCUCCCAGUACAACCACCAACUGGACAGCUGGGCUCCUCAUGGAUAGCAAUGACAUGAUUUUUAAAUUUGAUGGAAAGCAAGGAGCCAAAAUCCCAGAUGGAAUAGUCCCAAAGAAUUUAACUGAUCAAUUCACCAUAACUCUGUGGAUGAAACAUGGACCUAGUCCUGGAUUAAGAGCUGAGAAGGAGACUAUUCUCUGCAACUCUGACAAGACAGAGAUGAACCGGCACCACUACGCGCUCUACGUGCACAACUGCCGCCUUGUGUUCCUGCUGCGCAAGGACUUCGACCAGGCCGACACCUUCCGCCCCGCCGAGUUCCACUGGAAGCUUGACCAGAUCUGUGACAAGGAGUGGCACUACUAUGUGGUCAACGUGGAGUUCCCUGUGGUGACACUGUACAUGGAUGGGACAACGUACGAGCCAUACCUGGUGACCAACGACUGGCCCAUCCACCCCUCCCACAUCGCCAUGCAGCUCACAGUGGGGGCUUGCUGGCAAGGAGGUGAAGUCGCCAAGCCCAGGUUUGCUCAGUAUUUCCAUGGCAGCCUGGCCAGUCUGACAAUACGGCCAGGGAAAAUUGAGAGUCAAAAAGUGAUUUCCUGUUUGCAGGCCUGCAAGGAAGGUCUCGAUAUUAAUUCUCUUGAGAGUCUUGGCCAAGGAAUAAAGUAUCACUUCAACCCUUCCCAGUCAGUCCUUGUCAUGGAAGGAGAUGACAUUGAGAAUAUAAAUCAAGCCCUCCAAAAGAUCUCAUACAUCAACUCCAGACAGUUUCCUACUGCAGGCGUACGACGUCUCAAAGUCUCAUCUGAAGUCCAAUGUUUUGGUGAAGAUGUCUGCAUUAGUAUCCCAGAUAUAGAUGCCUAUGUAAUGGUAUUUCAGGCCAAUGAGCCCAAGAUUACCAUAACUGGGAUGGACCACUUUGCUAGACCAGCUGCACAGUUUGAAAGUGAAAGAGGUGUUAUUUUGUUACCUGACAUCAGGAUUGUCAGCACAGUCACUAAAAUGGAGUAUUCAGCGGACUUAAGAGAACAUGACAGAGCCAAUAAACAAGUGAUAGUAGAGGAAAUGCUCCACAACUUGGAUUUCUGUGAUGUUCUGGUCAUUGGUGCAGAACUAGACCCUGAACAGGAGUGUUUAGAACUAGAUAAUGGGGAGCUUCAAGGAAAACAUCUAGAUGCCACAAAUUCCACUGCAGGAUAUUCAAUCUACGGUGUGGACAGCAUGUUCAGCUACGAGCAGGUGCUGCGGCAGCUCCGCUACCGCAACUGGGGCACCUCGUCCACCUCGGACCGGAAGUUCAGGGUCAAGUGCUCCGAGCUCAAUGGGCGUUACACCAGCAAUGAAUUCAACCUGGAGGUGAGCAAGGAGUUCAGCUUGGAGGUUAAUAUUCUACACAGCUCCAACUCAAACUUCAUGGACCAUGUAAAUCACAUGAUAUUCCAGCCUAAAUUUCUCCAAUCUGUUCAGCACCCUGAGGGGAGUGUAAGUGCAGUUCACAGCUCAGUGGUUCCCAGCGUGGCCACGAUCGUUAUCAUCAUCUGUGUGAGCAUCCUGGUGUUGGUGGUAACGCUGGGUGUGCUUCGGCUGCGCUCUGCCCAUCAGCACGGCUCCCUGGGGCACCAGGGCACCAAGGACAACGAGAUGGACUGGGAUGACUCUGCCCUCACCAUCACCGUCAACCCCUUGGAGAAAUAUGAAAAGCCACACCCGACAGAAGAGGAGAGUGGGGAAGAAGACAUAGACGAUGAAGAGGAAGACACAACCAGUGCUGAAUCAGAUGAUAGUGAAGAGGAGGAAGAGGAGGAAGAGGAGGAAGAAGUGAUUGUCCAGUGGGAAGACAAACAGAAUGCCACUAGGCAAGAGCAGUUGGAGUGGGAUGAUUCAACUCUCCCUUACUAACAAACAGCCCUUCGCCCACAGCUCUUUUGUAAAAACCAAUACAAUGUUUUUUCGGAGCCUAUGAAUUCAUUGACAGGAUUUGAACUUCUGCUUGCCUAUAACUGUUUUGCCUAAAAUGAUCUUGUUGUAGUAAUUGAUAACAAUAGAACUGACCCUUUUCUUAAAAAGCCUGGAGAAAAGGUGGUCCAAACCUCCUGGCACACUCAGUGAUAAAGUAAUCCAGAACUUGAUCUGUUAGCGAGUGUAGUUCUCAAUUUCCUGUUCUACCCUGCAGAUGUGUGACAAAAGUCCUGUCACUCAAUCCAUCCAAGUUUUUGCCUUUGCUACUUUUUUCACACAGGAGAGAUUUCAGCUUGUUAUGUAGAAUAACUUCUGUGGGUCCAAAUACCCAUUGCCAUAUAAUUUCACAUUUUUACAGGUGUAAAAAAUCAUAAUCCACCUUCACAUAGAGGCAGGGGCUACAGGGGCUAAAUUAGUGCUACAGGGGCUAAAUUCCAUCUGUCAUCUUGUCCUGCCUUUUGGAUGUUAACUGUCUUCUGCAAGGGAAUAUCUAGGACUUGACAGGGGAUGCAUGUGUGCUUAUGUAGACGUGGAUGGUGUAUUUUUUCAGGCAUGCUGUCAGACCCUCAAGAGAGGAAUUUUUAUCCAAUCUAUCAAUAGAAAUUAAAAACGAGUUUAAGAAAAACAGCAACAAGAAAGGGCUGCUGAUGGUUAUCAAAAAACCCCCCAGUCUCUGUCCACAGAUUGAGUAAUAUGGUCUCAUGCAAACUGUAAAUUCUAAUGGGAUUGAUUCACUGAAAAUCUGUAGAGCUGCUCAUUAGUUAAGGAUUGAGCAAUUUGCAGCAAAUCAAUGCAUUAAACUGUCUGUCUCGUGGAACCAUUAGCUUGCUGCAGCAUCUUACUGAACUAGUAGAAAAUAAGUGACCCCAUUAUUCCAUAGCUAUGUAUAGCUGGGAUUUAAACAAUUAUUUUAGAUGAGGAAAACGUUCCCUUUUGCCUAGUGAAUGCCAGCCAGAAUUCCUGGCUGCUUAUUCUAUAAAGACAUGAUGCUCUAUUUCUUCUGUACCCCUGCCUGCCUGUAGUGCACAAGAGAAAGGAAAAACAUUGUGAGCCCUCUUCUGUGCUCAUAAUUCUCUCUUAUUUCUUCUGCCUGAAGCCAUUAAUGUUGAGAGAAAGUUUUAUAAAGUAGACAAGGAAAAAUAAACCUACUUGGAACCAAAAUAGUUGAAAAAAAACCCCUAAAAUCUUAAGAGGCUGAGAGAGUAUUUUAGUUUGUUAUGGUAACACAGCAUAUUUUUCUUAAACACUGUUUAAAAAGAAAAAAAAAAACAAAGAAAAAGAAAAAGCAGAGCUACAUAUACAAUGUGUUGAUUAGUCUGUGUGGUGUGUUUUUGGUCCCCUUUUCCUUAAGUACCUUUCAACUGCUCUGCUUACCACAUGCUGCAGCACUUGCUGGGGUAGCUGCUCCAAUGCACAGAAACAAAAUGGCAUGGAAGUGAAUGCUGCUUAAUGGCUUGUCUGGGUUAUUUUCCUGAGUGCUUUGUUUUCUUUGCAAUUUCAUCUUUGAUUUUUGCUUUUUUAAUCUGCUGUUUGAAAUGAGCUGCUUCCUCUUCUCCACUCUCCCAGUCUUGCCACAACAGAACCUUCCUGAGCACCCUGGUGGCUGAUGUUGCAAAGGGUACUUGGAGCAAUCUUGAGGGUACCCACCUCCCUCAAUACUGAAUUAUUACCAGCUUCUGAAUGUCGUGGGAUAUAGGGAAUAUAUAGGGUGCUUGGGGGUUCUUGUAAUUCCAGUUUCUGCAUAAAAGGAAAUACUGACAGCAACUAGGCCCUUUAAUUGAAUAUCUAGAAAGUAAAUGAAAGAAAAAUCUAUAAUAAUUUUAAAAUUAGAGAUAUUCAUGCGUUUAUUUGUUGUGCCAGCAAUCACGUUAUCACAUGGUUGUUAAGACUGGCAAUACAGCAGUUUUCUUUUGUUAUGAAUCCUGUUUCACUUUAUUCUCUCAGACAUAUUAAACUUAGAAGAAUAUUUGCAAAAUCAAGGCAACAUAAGUACAUCUUAUCUGCAGGAAUAACAACUGUAAAAAUGUCCACAAUUUCUGUUUAACACAAAAUUAAUAUUAAUAUUUCUGAUUAUCUUGAACAAAAUGUUGUUAGAUCAGACCCUACCAUCCUAGUAUCCUAGAUAAUUUCCCAAUUUUAAUUUUUUUAAUGACAUGAAGCAGGCUCUUCAUGAUGCUUGUUAUCAGCACAUAUCAGCAAAUCUUACUGCUCAGAAAAAAAAAUUCAAAAUUAAAUGUAGAUAUUUAAAAGUCAAUUUCAGAUUUAAAACUGGACUUAAAGUAUUUUAAAGUUUCUCUUAUUCCUCAUUAAUACUAUUAUUGUUGUUGUUGUUGUUGCUGUUAUCAUAGCAAACAUUAGGGCAACUUGAAAACAGCAAUUUACAACCUUAUUGACAGCCUUUAAUUCUUUUAUAUGUUUGUGAAUUCAUCAGUGUGUUUCUCCAUCUAAUAGACUUAUCUUUUUGCUACUGGAAGCAGAUCUUUUCAGGUUGUACUCGUACGUUACACAAAAAGGAAACAAAGUAUUUUCUCUACUGUAAAUAAAUCUACAUUUUUAAACCUAAGCAAAGUCAUACAGGCAUGUGUGUUAUCACUAAAACUUGGUUUGCAGUAAGAUACUCAGCAAACUCAAAUGUAUCACUGUACUUAUUUUAGAUUACUCAUUGGAGUGCAUUAUGCAGCAUUUUUCAUUCAAAUAAAUAGAAACAUUCUUUUCACAGAAUGGCAGUGAGAAUGAGGUACUUCUUCACAAAAUGGGCCCUGGAAUAUUUGUAUAGCACUCAAAGCAGUGGUUUCCUGAGCAAAACUACUACUAGAAAAUCAGAGAAAUACCAAUUUUUCUAAAGCAAUUCUAACAAUAUUGCCUCCCCUCCAGAAAUUAUUUUUUUUAUGUAACCUACUUGCUUAAAAACCAACCAGAACAUAUACCCACAUAUAUACAUAACGACGCACAUGUGGGGGUUUUUUGCUCUUAAUCAAAAGCCAAAGUUGUCUCCUUUUCUCCCUGAAAAAAAAGUGUUUAGAAUUGUUAAACCAUUCAGGUUGCAAAGACCUAUAAGAUCAUUGAGCACUGCCAAGCCCACUCCUAACACAUCCCCAGGUUCCCGAUUCACAUGUCUUGGAAUUCCCCCAGGGAUGGUGACUGUGCACUGCCUUGGACUGCCUCUUCCAAUACCUGACCAUCCUUUCAAUGAGGAUAUUUUCACCAAUCUUCGGUUCUAAACCUCCCCAGCACACUUCAAGGCUGUUUGCCCUUGUCCUAUCAGUUGUUAUUUGAGAGGAGAAACCAACCCCAGCUGGCUGCAGACUCCUCUCAGGGAACCCCCAGCUCCCUCAGCUGCUCCUCAUCAGCCUGGUGCUCCAACCCUUUCCCAGCUCUGUUCUCUUCCAAGGACUCACUGCAGCCCCUCAGGGUCUGUCUUGUGGUGAGGUAGCUUUAUCUACACUAGCAAUAAACAAGUGUAUCCAAAGAAAGCAAUUCUGAAGAGGUAUCCACAAUCCAUGACAUCAGGAAUCCAGAUGUGACAACAGAGGUCUAAAAUGACAUCACAUCAAUGGUCCCUUAAAUUUUUGGAGGCUGGGAAAGGCUGUAAAACCUACAAAUGCAAAUUGAAGAUGUUAUCAGAAUUAAUAUAACUCCCUAAGUGGCUAUUUGUGAUUAAUAGCUCCCAUUUCUCUUUAAUUUCUACCCCCUCCAUAGGUGUUUUAUCUUUGUAAGUAAACCUUAAUAUGCACAGUUCAGAUUUAUAUCAAUAUUUACUGCACUGGCUGACACAUCUAGAAAAAGAGGUAGGGUUUGUGACAUCUUUAAUACUAAUUAAAAUAAACGGUUGCUAUUUUUUCAUUCCAACAGGUAAUACUUGCAGUGGUGGUGGGACUGCUUUUUACCUCACCAGAUCCUAAUGGCAGGGAGCAGUUUACUUUUCUGUCUGGUAUGUGGUGGUGCUGAGCUUGCUGAGUUCCUUACUCCAUUCUGGAACAAAGUAAGGCUCAGAAAGGAUCAGAGAGUUCUGAAUUUCCUUUUGUGAUUGAAAUCCACUGUCUCCAUUGCAGGAGCUGUCCCUGCCUGACCCUAAACUGAAAAUAAUGCCAUGGGAAGUCAGUACCCUAGGUGAAGCAUGGGCAGAGGGUAGCCCAGUAGCAGUAGCAGUAGCAGCCCUUACUUCACUCUGGCAAAGCCUUUUGAGCUUUGAUAAAAUAUAAAUAUUAAAUAAUUUUUGUCUCAGCUGUCCCUUUCCCCAGCUGUAACCUCAGAGGCAGCUUUUCUUGCCUCCCUGGUAGGGCUCCUAGUGCACUGGGACCCAACACUUCCUCUUCUCAAAGUUUUGGUGCCAGCACACACAGCUCUCCACAGAACAGCACCAGGAAAGACUUUACUGGGGUGACAGCAGGUAAAGGUCUGGUGGGAUGGAGCUGUUCCCAGUAUCAUGGAUUAGAAAUUAUAAUACCAAAAUUAAGGAUGUCUGCAAAAACAUAAGGAUACUGAUAGCGAGAGAGGAAACAAAACUGAGUACGUCUCCUCUAAGGCUUCCCAUUGCCUUAAUUCACACAUGCUGAUCACAAUAAGUAUCUCAAAACUAGGAUAUCCUCAGUCUCAGGGGGGAUAUCUGGUUUUAUCAGUUUCUGCCUUAAGAAUUUCUUUCUGCCUUUAAGCAACUGCUUAAAGUAGUUCUACACCAAGUGAGUAAAUCUAAGGAGAUAGGAGAAAAAAACCCAAAUGACAAAACAUAAAUAUCAAAAAGAUUGCUGAAGAAAUCAAAUUACCUUCUAAGUCGCUAAAUUAAUUCCUGUUGGUUGUACAUAAUCCUGUUCUAUAUAAUCUCCCUCAUGCUCCAGCAUCACCAAUGGCAUUAGGUUUUCCCUCUCAGCACAGCAGAGGAAGCUGCCAGGCCUUGCUCCUGCAGGGCCUCGCUGCCCCCAGAACCUGCAGAGCUCACAGCAUUCCAGUGCCACUGCAAACAGCCAUGGCAACAGCAGCCAGCCCAUCCCUUUCAGACCUUGGUGUUCCCAAAGAAACCCACACUCCCAUGCACCACACCAUUACACAUUGUAAUAUUUUCUACAGUAUCCAAAAGCUGCGGUCCUGUACAGUCUUUGUACAUUGGGGUCAAAUGGGGUUUUUUUAAAUAAAGAAAGGCCUAACAAGCAAUGUGGGAGAAGUGAUGUAAACUGAAAUAGAUCAGGUUCCGUAAAGUUGCAUGUCUCAGAUUGUGUAUCCAAUGAUCAGACUUCUGUUUGCUGGACUCUCCUGGAAUCCAACUUCAUUUCUGUUAGCAUGGAGAAUAAAGAUACAAAGAAUGGAGAUAACCACUAAAGCUACAGCAGAACAAAAUUCAUGCUCUCUUAACACAUCCAAUCUCAAGAAACAUUUCUGCUAAAUAUAUUAGGAGACUUGCUCCAGUGAUAUCUCAUAAUUAUAAUUGUUCAUAAAUUCAUAAAAUCAUAAAUUGUUCAUAAAUUGUUUAUAAAUUCAUCACCUUUGUAGGAUUAGCAAGGUUCAAGCCUGGUAUGUUCUUUUUGGUUUUGGUUUUCUCUGAAAAAGACAUGGUCAUAAAUUAAAAAUACACAAACCCAAACAGUGCACAAACUGAAAGGGGAGCAAGGGCUUUAAUUUCAUAAGCCUCUAAGAUAGGGCUUUACAGUAAUAAAUAACUUUAGCCCUCAUUUUUGAAAUGUUGCAGAAUAAAAUGAACCCAGGAAGUUUUGUAUGUUCAUAACCUUAUUUCUGGUGAUGAAAAGGCAGGCACCAGAGCAGGUAUCCUUUUCCCUAGAGGCAUUUUGCUGCCUUUGGAGUAGGUAUUGCCAGCAGUUUGCUCGUUAUGGUUUCCUUGUCUCUGCUGGCAACAGAAACAGUGCUGCUAGCAUCCUUUGGAACAGCUCUGUCAAAGAGCCUGGUGGUGAGACAUAAUUCAGUAAUUCUCCUGCAGCUCUGCUCUCAGCCCUCCAUGAUGGAGCACUCCAAACACAUGUGGAGGGAAAGAAAAAAUGGUUACAGCAGAGAGCUCUGGACUGGUGCUUCAUUAGUUACUGCCUAUAAAGAAACACACUCAGCAGUGUGAAGCACUGCAAAUGUGUGAAACGAAGUUCAGGAGAAGCCCUCAUUCUUAUUUUCAGUACUAGCUCAUGGGGAAAUUGUGCAUUCAUCAGCUGUUGAAGCUCCAUGCCCAUGUAUUGUCACUAUUUAUGUCUGUGCUGAGAACAAAGAAGCAGCAGAAAUUUUUUUCCCAGUUAAGUACAUUGUACAAUAAAAGAGUUCAGCUUUCCCUGGGCAAGGUGCACAAAGCUUGCCAAAUGCAAAGAGAAGCUGUCUCAAAUAGGGAACAAAGAUUUUACAAUGGUAUUCCAUCCUUGUACUUCAGACACUCAGAAAAUUUCAUGGGAGUAAAAUGCUUUUCUGCAGCCCUACCUAUUCCUUUUGUAUAAAUCUGGAUACAGUUUUGGGGUUUCAGAGGCAUUUCACUUCCCAUCUGAGUAUAAACUUCCCACUUUUCAGGUGCCCUUUGGUGUACUAACCCAUAAAACUAUUUUUGGUUCAAGGUUUCAGGAUAUACUAAGGCGGGGGGGAAGCAAAAAGUUAUUAAAAUUACAAUGUCUUUUUUUUCUACUCCUGCCUCCCCUAAAUAUAUAAACAGGUAUGAAAGAAUUGAUCAGACAACCCUGAGUCUUUGACUACAAUGACAUUUCAAACCAGUACUGAAAUUGGCAUUAAAUCUUUGUCUACAAACUGCUUAAUGUGCAGUAGAGGAGAAGGUGGACAGUUGUUUUAACUGGGCAUGCUCUUUAGAAUGUGGAAUGGAUGAACUGCAGUCAGUUCCAUUAGAAAGUCAAAUUAUUAUUUAAGGAAGAGUGAACAGGAAAGUAGAAGUGAAUACUGCAUGAAUAACAGAGUUAAGGUUUACAGUGAUGUGAAAAAAGUUGAAAUUUGAUCUUGCAGAAAAGAGAGACAUAAAAGCAUCAGUGUCAAAUAGUAAGAAAAUAGAAACAUUUUGCAUUUACUUGCCAGAACUGACACUGUCACGAUGAGCAGGAAAGAGAAUGAAUGUAGGAUGUCAAAGGGUUCCGGGAUGACCAGACACAGAUGCGAAACACACGUGUGUGUGUACAAGAAAAUCACAGAAUGGUGCCCAUGGGGAGGUGAUGGCUAUGGUGAUGAAAGAGAACUUGCAGGGGUUUAGCCUGGUUGAUGCUGAAGUUGCCUUCUUGAAUUCCAGUUACAGCACCUCCAGCAGCGCUAGGAAGGGAGCAGGGCCAUGAGAGGUGGUGCUACACUGUCUGUGCAUUAAGUAGGAAAAUGCAGAGCCAGGGCCAGCCCAGGGGGCUGGGGCAAACAUUCUGUCUGCUAUAACUCGAGUCUGAGGGUACAGUUACCACACAGUUUAUUUGAGGAAAGAAAUGGAGCUUUUGCCCACAGAAAGUUGUUGAUUAGUUUUAGAAAUUUUCUACAACAAACAUACUCCAUGGGUCGAUGAGGAGCUGGCAACACCCAAGGCAGACUAUAUUCCAUAUCGAAAAGGCCCUCAAGUAAACUCUUCAUAGAGAUCCAAUCUCCUAACGGCCAUACCGUUAGGAAUUCUGAUUUUUGAAAAUAUACAUAUUAGAAAACUUUAUAAGGAUAACAACCAUCCCUGAGAGCAGAGGUUAUUGCCUUCAUUCUCAGAAUCAACUACUGGCACAUGUAUUUUUGGCCACUCCACAAACUGAUGUAAAAGUGUGAGGUACAUCUGAAAAAAGAGAUGGGGUUUUUGUAUGUAUUCUGUUCCAAAUACUGCACCACCAGUUGAGUAAAUUUUUGAUUGUGGUUAACAGGCAAUUUUGUUCAAAAGGUCACCAUGACAGGGAUGGGAAGAUACACACCAGAGUGGAUUAUUGCUUUGCAGGGUAAUACAUGCUGUGGGUGGGCUUCCUGAAAACCGUUUCAUAUCAACUUCAGUGUGUUUCGAAGUUUAUAGUAGACUUAUCAAAUCCUAGAAAUAAAGAUUAGUAGACAAAAGGAAAAAGUAGUGCAAGUAGAGUAUUAUGCUAACAGUGCAGAAUUAUUUCCUAGAAUAUAUUUUUUAGUGUUAGAGGUGGGGGUGCUUCAACCUACUUAAAUGUUUCUAAGCCUGGGGCUUCUACUGCUUCCCCUGGGAGAUUGUUCUAGAGUCUAUUAGAAUUCACCAUUAGAAAGCUUUUCCUGAAAAUUAAUUCAAAUAAUCCUUUUGUAAUUUUUUUCUCAUUAGUCCUAGUUAUACCCUUUUGCACCUCUCUAAAUAGUUCCUCUAACUAUGAUUUAUAUCCUUUGAAUAUUUUUAGAUAGUUAUCAAGUUCAUUGCCUUUGGUAAUUUACUAGAGAAGCUGUGAAUCCCUCCUCAUCCCAAUUCAUUCCUUCAGUUCUGUAUUUCUUACUUUUUCAUGAAAUAUCUUUAAUGCACAAACUAAAUCCCCUAGUAUUUCCUUAAAUGAGUCACGGUCAGUUCACUCUGUUAAGAUGAUCUGUGUUGCUGGUGUCACUGCAUAAGUUUUAAAGUUUAAACAAUAAAUUAAAUUGAAACUAGAUUUUUAAAAAAAUCUUUUCUGUAAUCCAUGGAUAAGUUAUCAUAUUAUAUGAAUUUGGCAAUGUCUUUCACAUGGGUAUGAUAUAACAAAGCCAACCAAAAAACGCUGUAGCCAAUCAAACAAUAAUACAAAGUAUCAUUUGUUAAAACUUAGGUUGCUGUCAUUAAUGGGAAAACAGACAUUGUCAUUCAUGGGUCCAUGUUUUUAAGUGUCCCUACACUAAACAGCAGCUGUUGACCAGUACUUUCACUUAAGACAGAUAAUACUGCUUUUCCUCAAAUGUCAAGAGAAUGCACCUACUUUCUAAAACAAAUGCUCAAGAUUUCUAGAUAGGCACUAACUGCUGCAAAGAAAUAGAAUUGCACCAACUCUUCUGAUUACUGCCAAAUUUGUGAUUGCAAAUUUGUGAUCCAUUUCUGGUCUGUGGCUGGCAUGAUGACCAUGUGGUUUGUUUUCAAGCAUGUCCCAAGCAAACCUGUGUUCACUGGCUCAGAAGCACACUGGCAAACAGGGAGGAUGUACAAAGGCAGCUUGGGUCUUUUCAUUGAUGUGUUUCCUUCAUCUCCUCCUGCCUCCUGUACCUGAACUCCGAACCAGAACUGAAAUCCUUGUGUCUUAAGAGCCACUGCAUCACUUAAGACCUAAGGAAAAUAGAAUUUGAUUUCUUCUUCAUUGGGGCUGUCUGCAAGGAUUGGUGUAAAGGGGAGAGCAGGAACACUGAGGGUUCCAGGGAUGACUUUAGGGAGCUCUCAGCUUCCCUCAGCACAUCUCUAUCCCUAGUGAGUGUAAGUUGUGCAAACCAUAUUGUAGGAAAUGAAUUGCCAGGAGUGGGUUUAGGUCACAUGAGUAAACAAUUACUUCCUUGGCUGUUUGCUGUCACUGCUCUGCCCACUUUCCCCAAACAAGCCAUGGCAUGAGGAGUACCCAAAGUCUGAUGGACAGGAGGGGAGAUGAAUGAGCCUUGGAAGGUCAGGUUGCAACACAAAGGAGAGGAAUUCCUGAGCAACAAGCUGUAAAACAUGACUUGUGAUGAGCAACAGGGCAGGAAUCAGACAUGCACCCUGAAUAUUGCUGCAGUUUGGUGAAACGGGUUGUUCUAGUUAGAUUUAACUAUAUAGUUAUUAAACAUUUAAAAGUUACUGAGACUGUAGGAUUUUGAAGAGCUGAAAAAUUAUCAUGUUGAAUGUAACAGCUGUGCUCUUAUUGGCUGGGACAAUUCUAUUUCAUAUUUCAUCAUCUCUUGACAGUAAAAAUGGUAUUUCAUCUGCCUGCAAAAAUUUACAAUUUUCCCACACAGUUCAUUAUUUCCCAGAUUACUUCCAUGUUAGUGCAUUGGUUCUUGUUGAGGAGCAAUAACUGCAGUUGGAAUUGUAUGUAUUUUGUAGCUUGGGAUUGCUUCCUAGCUGUCCAAAUUCUGUGUAGUUGUGGCCACUUCUAUGGAUAAUAAAACUAUACCAGAGAAGGGAUUAAAUAAAUAUAUGCUGUAUGGUUGUACAUACAAUGGUUGUACUCUGUAAAUGUGUCUCAAACCAACAGACUGUUCAGCCCAGGAAAAAUGCCCUUACAUGAAAUAUCUUCUUGUUGAUGUGAAAUAACCAUAAACCAUAUCUUGAAAUGUCUUGUUGCAGGUGUUAAAAGCAUUUUUGAAAGCAUGAAUCUAAACAAUUUAUGCAGUACAAUGAAUUAAAUGAGUAUAUGCAAUUGAAAAGAUUAAUAUGAAAUGAUUUUUUAAUAUGGAAUAAUCAGCUGUUAAAAAAAAAAGAAAACCCAACCCUUUCUUAAUGAAAAUGUACAGUAAAUUUUGACAGACAGUAUAGUACACAAACCCUACCUUUACAUAGAGUAAGAAGUUGUACAAAAGCUCCUCCAUGGCAUAGUGGUGUAUUUCAUAAAAGCCGUGUCAAUUUGCACAGUCAUUUAUGAAUUCAAUAUUGUUACUGCCCAUAUGUUUUCCACAGGAUUGAUUAUAUGCAUAUUUGAAAUAGAUCUGUUAUUUUAAAAUUUGUUCUGUACAUCCAUACAUGUACAAAGACAGUCACUUUUGUGGUCACUACAGCACUUUCUGUGAA